UCAAAAUGUCAGCCUCCUGGUGCUACAUGAGAAAAUUUUACACAGACUUUUCAAUUAAGCUUUACAAGCCUUUCACAGUCCGUACAUCGAUUUGUAGGUACACCUCAUGUAGAUUGUGCUAUACAGACAACAGCAACAAAGGAGUCUCUGAAAAGAAGAAUGUCAGACCACAGAAAGGUGCAGUUACUUAUGAAUCAGCAAUGUAUGAUAUACCAACUCAACCAGGAGACAAAAAAGAUGUUUCUUGUCCAUUACCCAGAAGUUACAGCCCCGAUUUUGUGGAAGCAGCUUGGUAUGACUGGUGGGUCGCCCAAAGGUUUUUUACACCAGAGUAUGGGGAGGAAAAGGGAAGCCCUAGGCAGAAGUUUGUGAUGUGUCUCCCACCCCCAAAUGUGACAGGGACAUUACAUCUGGGUCAUGCUAUUACAAACACCAUUCAAGAUGCUCUUGUGAGAUGGCAUAGAAUGAGAGGUUACGAGACUCUGUGGCUCCCGGGCUGUGACCACGCAGGAAUCGCCACUCAAGUUGUGGUGGAGAAGAAACUGUGGAAGGAGAAACGGCAGACACGGCAUGAUAUUGGCCGUGAGGCAAUCAUCCAGGAAGUGUGGAAAUGGAAGGAAAGCAAAGGAGAAACAAUUUAUGAUCAGUUGAAGAAAUUAGGAUCCUCUUUGGACUGGGACAGAGCUUGCUUCACCCUUGAUAAGAAUUUGUCAGAGGCAGUGACUGAGGCCUUUGUCAAACUUCAUGAUGAGGGACUGAUCUACAGAAAAAACAAAAUGGUCAAUUGGUCUUGCCAGUUACAGUCUGUGAUUUCAGAUAUUGAGGUUGAGAAUAUACAUUUAUCCAAGAGAACACAAAUCAACAUUCCUGGGUAUCAGGAGAGAGUGGAGUUUGGAGCCAUGACCUCAUUUGUAUAUCCAGUGGUGGGCAAAGACGAGGAAAUCAUAGUUUCCACCACUAGACCAGAGACCAUGCUUGGUGACACUGCUGUUGCAGUACACCCCAUUGAUUUACGCUAUCGACAUUUGCAUGGCUGUUCUGUUCUACACCCCAUUGAUGGACGACAUCUUCCCAUCAUCUGUGAUGAGAGUGUUGACAUUGAAUUUGGAACUGGGGCUGUGAAGAUCACUCCGGCCCAUGAUAAAACAGACCAUGACAUAGGGCGGCGACACGGCCUGCCUUCAAUGUCAGUCAUCAGUCGCUCUGGUCUCAUGGAGAAUGUAGAUGCGCCAUACCUGGGGAUGAAAAGAUUUGAUGCUAGGAAGGAAGUUCUGGGGGAUCUAAAGAGGCGGAACCUGUACCGGGGCUCCAAGAGUCAUCCCAUGACCCUGCCCAUCUGUAGUCGUUCCAAAGAUGUUAUUGAGCCCCUGGAAAUGGAGCAAUGGUUUGUCAACAUGGAAGAAAUGUCACAAAUGGGAAUCAAUGCAGUGAAAACCAAGCAGCUCACAUUUGUGCCGGAAUAUCAUCAAAAAGUCUGGUUCAAUUGGCUCAAGAGUGCAGAGGAGUGGUGUAUCUCCCGACAGCUGUGGUGGGGGCAUAGAAUCCCCGCCUAUCUAGCUUUUGAUAAAAACAAGGGUCCAGAGAAAAAUGUUUGGGUGGCAGCAAGGACGCAACAGGAGGCCAUCACAAAAGCAGCUCGAUUACUAAACCUUGGCAAGGAAGAAGAUGUUGUCAUAAAACAAGAUGAAGAUGUACUGGAUACCUGGUUUUCCUCUGGAUUGUUUCCAUUCUCACCUUUGGGGUGGCCAAAUCAGACAGAUGAUUUGAACAAAUACUAUCCCAUAAGUCUCAUGGAGACAGGAAGUGACAUUCUGUUUUUCUGGGUCGCUAGGAUGGUGAUGUUGGGGAUGAAAUUAACCAAUCAGCUACCAUUUUCUAAGGUGCUGCUUCAUGGGUUAUUAAGAGAUGCCCAUGGACGGAAAAUGAGUAAAUCUUUAGGGAAUGUGAUCGAUCCAUUAGACGUCAUAUCUGGUAUCACUCUGGAGGACUUGCAUAAGAAGGUGGAGGAGAGCAACUUGGCCCCACAUGAAGUGGAGACGGCCAAGGAGGGUCAGAGGAGGGACUUUCCGAACGGAAUCCCCGCCUGUGGCACAGAUGCCCUCAGAUUCAUGUUGUGUUCCUACAACUUUAAAGAUGAUGAAAUCCCAAUGAAUGUAGAACAUGUCCAGGCUAAGAGACACUUUUGUAACAAAAUCUGGAAUGGCUUUAAGUUUGUGACCAGCUAUACAGACACAGCUGUGGACCUCCGUGUACCGCUGUCCCAGGGGGUGGAUGUGAUGGACAAAUGGAUCCUGAGUCGCCUCAGUAACUUAGUGGACCUCUGCCAUGAGGGAUUCUUGUCUCAUGAUCUACAGUUUUGCACUAAAGCUUUACAGAAUUUCUUGGUGGGAGAUUUCUGUGAUAUAUACCUGGAAUAUUCUAAGCACAUUCUGAGUGGUGACAAUGAGGCUCACAAGGAGAGCACCAUUCAGCUACUGUGUCUGUGCAUGGACACGUUUCUGCGGGCUCUCAGUCCCUUCAUGCCGUACCUGUCAGAGGAACUGUAUCAGAGACUGCUGGUCAAGGACAAGGCGGUCAGCAUCUGUGUGGCCCGCUACCCAGACACAACACAGUUUCCAUACAGAGACAGGGAGACAGAGAUGCUUGUUGACCAGGUAAAGGCUAUAGUGACCCAAGUUUUAUCUGUCUCCAGCCGCUACAGUGUCAGGAGCAGUCUCCUGAAAGUUUGCAUCAGAGUGUCUCCAGAGAGUGGCUUGACCAAUCCAAGUCUGGUCCGGGCGGUACAGAUCCUGACUCGGUGUCAGUCGGUAGAAAUCGUAGUAUCCUCCAACAUCCCAGCAGACUACACUGUGUAUCACCUUGACAACCAAACAGAUGUCGGCCUAUUUUUAAAGGGCAUGAUUGAUGUCAACGUGGAAACAGACAAAAUUAACCAAAAACUUGGAAAAUUAGAGAAAAAGUUCGCCCAACUGAUAAAAACGUCAGAGAAAGCGUCCAAAAUGACAUCAGAGAAACAUCAGAAACUCCAAAACGAGGUAAUCAGAACAAGGUUCUUGUUUCUUAGGAGUUAUGUAAUAUCCACAACUAAUAUCAGAGAGCAAGGUACAGUCAAUAAAUAUUAUAUAUACAUGAAACAUCUUCAGCACAUAUUUACAACAACGCAUGUACAUCUUUCUGAAAAUAUUUUGUGUCUCAAUAUAAUCAUAAUGUCACUUUUUUAUCAUUUCCGUUUAUGCGCAUUGUGUUGUAGUUUUUGAUUUGCUUUUUGCUAUUUUAUUAGAUCUCCGACACAGAAGAGAUGAUAAAAAGACUUAAGGACAGCAUUAAAGAAUUGGAGGCUAUGCGUGAUGGCAUGUAAGACUAGAAAUUAACAUCACAAGAUGGUUGGCAACAAAGCAAAAGGCACGCGUUGUGUCCGGUAGGACAGUCAUUUGCAGACAGUAAAAUUUGAUUGAUUUUGCCUUUU
Messenger RNA from Magallana angulata, 3466 nucleotides. Its product is annotated as valine--tRNA ligase-like. Gene Ontology annotation, cellular component: cytosol. The coding region runs from base 6 to 3257 and encodes 1083 amino acids. Lineage: Eukaryota; Metazoa; Mollusca; Bivalvia; Ostreida; Ostreidae. The transcript has 22 exons. Gene Ontology annotation, biological process: valyl-tRNA aminoacylation. Gene Ontology annotation, molecular function: aminoacyl-tRNA deacylase activity; ATP binding; valine-tRNA ligase activity. The record is from RefSeq and is a predicted model, not a curated record.